This is a messenger RNA of Penicillium malachiteum, 276 nucleotides long. RefSeq lists its product as uncharacterized. The transcript has a single exon. Bases 1 to 276 code for a protein of 91 amino acids. The record is from RefSeq and is a predicted model, not a curated record. NCBI's taxonomy places the organism in Eukaryota, Fungi, Ascomycota, Eurotiomycetes, Eurotiales, Aspergillaceae.
AUGUCCACACUUCGUCAACAAGAUCUCAUUACAAGCACUUGUGUCUUCACCACCAACCACACAAGUAUGACAAAAAUGCGUCGGGAAUUGAAUCCGUGGAUCUUGCAUCCUGCGCUCAAUUUCAGAGGUGAGUUCUUUCCCUUUCUCUACUCUUGCGCGGAGGAGAUGGACUUUUGUACUGAGCUUUGUCAGGGUAUUGGUGGUGAUGUUGCUGGAUGGUUUUUGGAGAGUUGGGACUGGUUCGAGGAAGAUGACUGGUCUGAAACGGUGGGAUAG